GGAGGGAGCGGUCCGGGCUCGGAGCAGCGAUCCGGGCUCGGAGGAGCGGUCCGGGCUCGGGGGAGCGGUCCGGGCUCGGAGGAGCGGUCCGGGCUCGGAGGAGCGGUCCGGGCUCGGAGGAGCGCGGUGCCCGCACCGAGCCAUGGGCGCCUCCGCGUCCGCGCAGCUGGACGAGAGCAAGUGCGCCUACAUCCGAGGGAAAACAGAGGCCACCAUCAAGAACUUCAGCCCCCACUACCGGCGCCAGCACGCCGUGGCUUUCUGCAGGCACGUGCAGGAGGAGCUGGAGCAGCACCGCCACUCCCAGUCCCGCUUCCUGAAAACCAGGCCUGCGGGGGAAGCCGGGACAGUUCUGUACGAAGCAGAGCUACUGCACUUCGCUGAGGACCUGAAGAAGUGGAAGGACAGAUACGUCGUGAUCAAACGCGACUACACUGUGGAUUGCUUUGAGACCAAGGAGGCCUACCAGAAGGGAGCCAGCCCUAAAUAUCACAUUCUUCCUGCAGGAGGCAAAGUCCUGACUUCAGAAGAAGAUUACAAUUUACUGUCUGAUAAACAUUUUCCAGACCCUCUUGGCUCAAGCGAGGAGGCGGCUGCAGCCUUCGUUCCGCUCCCGAAGGAGUUCCCGGUGUACCUGUGGCAGCCCUUCUCCAGGCACAGCUGCUACUGCUUCCCAGAGCCAGGGGCACAGAGCCGCUUCAGCGCCGCGCUGGGGGACUGCGUGCGGCACGCCAACCACGACUUUCUCAAACAGACCACGUAUGAAGUGGAGGCGUUCUUAGAGGCCAUUCAGUUCUUCAGGCAGGAGAAAGGCCACUAUGGCCCCUGGGAAAUGACAACUGGCAAUGAAAAAGAGAUCCUGAGCAACCUGGUGAUGGAGGAACUGCUGCCUAACCUCCAGACAAUGAUCCUGCCUAAAAUGAAGGGCAAGAGGAAUGACAGGAAACGGGCCUGGUUUGGGAUCGUAGAGGAAACCUAUGGCUUAGUCCAGCAGCAGGUGGCAGAAGGAUUAAGUACCUUGAAAGAAGAAUGUAGAGAAUUUGCAAAAACUCUUGAAGGCACCAUUCGUUCAGACAUGGAUCAGAUUCUGAACUCCAAGAACUUCUUAGCUGGAAAAAUCAAAGCCAGUGUUUCUGAGCCUGCCCAGAAGUGCUGCACUGAGAACAUCCAGCCAUUUCUCACCUCCAUCCUGGAGGAGCUCAUGGGCCCCAUCAGUUCUGGAUUCAUGGAAGUGCGCUCGCUUUUUGAUAAGGAAGUGAAUGAAAUCAUCCAGGACUUCCAGAAGAGCAAUGACAUGACCAGGCUAAAGGAGAAUGUGGAUCAGCUCAUGACCCUGCCCUUCAACUCAGUGAAAAUGGAGCCCUGCUAUCUGAAAGUGAACCUGCUGCAGGAGUUCCUGCAGGACCUCAAGAAUCGCUUCAAGGUCUAUCACAUCGAUUUUGUGAUUCAGAGGACGCAGAACUUCAUGCAAGAGCUGAUGGAAAAUGCAGUGUAUACUUUUGAGCAGCUGUUCUCUCCAAGCCGCCAGGCAGACUCGGCCAAAGUUGCAACAACCAUUGAAAAAGUCAAGCUGAGAGUGCUGAAGCAAUACGAUUACGACAGCAGCACCAUCAGAAAGAAGAUAUUCCAGGAGGCACUGGUGCAGAUUACCCUGCCCACAAUGCAGAGGACACUGGCUUCAACAUUCAAACCAGAGUUGCAGAGAUACGAGCAGUACAUUUUUGCUGAUUACACAAGUGUGAUCCAAGUAGAGAACGUGUAUGAAGAGAUUUUGUAUCAGACACUGCUUGAAGAGGCCCUGAAAGUGAUCGAAGAAGCUGCUGUGCUGAGGAAGCACAACCUGUUUGAGGACAGCCUGAAGGUGCCCUGCGAGAGCGUGUCCAGCCUGACGGAGCUGAGGACCCCCGUGGGAUCAGCACAGGGCACCCCCACCAAGGUGCCCUCGGCUGCCCGAGCCGAGGGGUCGGACACCGAGAGCCACGGGGACAAAAUGCUCGUUGUGACCGGGAAAAUUGCGUGGGAGAAGGAUGCUGAUGAGGGAAAGUCACCAGACAAAGAGGCAGGCACCUCUGUUAGUGCAGCUGGUGAUCAGGCCAGCAGCAGGGAAGCAGUGGCUGUUACAGACAUUGGUGACAAACAGGAGUCCCCUUCGGCUGGCCACAGUGAACAAGGAGUUGCAGAGGGGAAAAGCGCGUUGGAGAACGAAUCAGAGUGUGUAGUGAGCACUGAGGAAGAACUCAAGGCACAACAAAAAGCUGUUGAGGAAACAGUAGCUUCUGAGACUGACACUGCAGUAAAAAAUUUCGGAGCCAGCCCUCAAAUAGAACUUAAGGUACCUGAAGGAGCAGCGGAGGAAGAGGUGACUUCAGAGAGUCAAACAGUCAUGGCUGCUGUGACUGUCAGCGGCGCUGAGAAAGCAAGCACAGCACAGGAAAAGGUUUCUGAGAUAAAGCUCACUUGCCCACCUGAGAGUGUAAGAGAUACAGAGAUCUUAGGGAGUGUGGAAAACAAAAACAAAGUAGAAAAUGAAAUUAUGGAAAAACUAUCUCAGAGUGAAAAUGCAGUAGGAACAGGGUUUGAAGGAGAUAGUGAAAAAGAAAGCGAUGAGAGUGCUGAGGCAAAGAUUGUCUCCCAGGACGAAAAGAGAGGGAAAGCAGGGCUUGGGGAUAGUCCUGAAAAAGAAAGCCAGUCAGAAGAAAAGAGUUGUAAGAGUUGCAAAUCCCCCGAUGAUGUGAACGAGAUUAGGAGUUUGCUGAUGUUGACAGUUGAGAUCCCAGCAGAUACUCCAGCUGAGAACAUCAGGGAGGUCUGUGAGGGCGAGCUGCUGAAGUUGCAGGAGCACCACAAUGGGAGCUACGAGUUGAGGGAAGUGGCCGUGGCAGGAAUUGAGGUGAGCCAGCAGAUGAGGAGUGAAGAUGCAGGAGAAUGUGUGGAGCUGAAGGAGGAGCGCCCAUCCUCGGGCAGCCUGGGGACAGAUGGCAGGAGUGUAGAGAGCGUGCCCAGGGGGGCACAAGCACCGUGGCUGGUGGAGAGCUCGGCUCCGCCUCGGGAGGCAAAGGUGGAGAGCGAACCGGGUGAGAGGCCGCAGCCAGAGCAACACGCGGGAAAUGCGGUGGAAGCGCAAAGGCUGUGCGGGGAGGAAGGAGCAGGGAACAGCCCCGCUGUCCCGGGGGAGGCUGGCACACAGAGCUCCUUUCCGAGCCCUGCUGCAGGCGGAGGCACGGGGGACGUGCCCAUCCUGGAUAGCGCCAACCCGGGCCCAGGACUGCUGGAGCCGGUGUCGCUGGUGCCGCAGCAGCGCCCGGGGCGGCCCGGGGCGCACACGGAUCCUGGCGAGCCAGAGCGAUCUGCACACGCAGGAAUCCCGUGCACAGCAGGAAAAGCCCUUCUCCAGGAAGAACACCGAGAGGCUGGCUCUACGCAGCAAAACUCCGAGGAGUAAAAGGCAGCUUUCACAGCCCUGCAGCACCUACCUACUCCAGUAAUCCCCGUUCCAUUGUGAAUACUUGCCCAGGUGGGGGCUGGAGGAAAUGCGCUUUUUGUGGGUGUCCCCAGCUACUGCACGAAUCCCUUCCUGAGGGAUGGGCGAUGGGUUUCUUUUUGGUUAAAACCAGAUUACUGCUCAGGAGCCUCAUCUGUCACUUCAAAUCUGCUCCCUUUUAAAGCUAGAGAAAAAGUCUGAAAAUGUGACCACUGAAUACUUCAAACACCCAACUACCAUCAACUUACUUUAACAACUUGGCUGUUCUUAGGGAUCCUCCUGAUUUUUAAAUGCAUGGUUUUGACAAGUACCGCUCUGAUUCUGGUGGUUGGUACAUACAUACUCCAGGGUGCUUUUAGAAUUUGCAUGCAGCAUACAGGAAAUAAAAGCAUUUUUAGUAGUAAGCAGAACCAAAUAGUUGAUUUAGUAGAUUGCUGAAAAGCCACACUGUGCAAACUCUGCAAACUGAUUACUUAAUUAUUUUCAGGUUUUGGCAGUUCUCAAAGACAAGCAAAUAUUCUGAUUUUUAGGGGUUUUUUUUCUCUUAUUACUGUAUUUAAAAAGGGGAAAGUAUGGGAGCAGGUUUCUCAGUCCCACUCUGCACUUCAGGGUUAUUUAGCCUUCCAGAGCACUUUAUGGCUAUUUUGUUUUGUUUUGUUUUAUGGAAGGGAGAGAAGAGAAUGUUUACAAUAACUAUAACCAUUAGGUAGCAUUUCUCUGGUUUAAAUUCCACCAUAAAAUUCAUACAGAGUAUUGAGUCCUGCCAUUCCCAUUCUCACUGAGUUACUCAGGUCUGUAGACCUUUUUUAGGUGUGGAAAUCAUGUAAUAAGUGGCAACAAUUGUGAAAUAUUGGAAUCAUUGCAUAUAAUUUCUAAUGCAGAUGUUAACUGAAGUGACAGGCAGCCAGAGGUUGUUAUACAGGUGCUGAGAUUUUGGCAGGCAGAAUCACAUUACAAAAGCAGUUAUUAGAAUGAGACAGUUGCUUUCAUACCCACAAUCUGUAUCAAGCCAUGAUCUUGGUGCAGAGUUGCUUAAGUGUGUUCAUUCCAUCUCAGUUUGCACAGAAAAGCUUGGAGACUAAACCCAGUAUUUUAGUAAAUUGGCCUUUCAAAUGCAAGACCUCACUUUAGAGGUCAGUUUAAGGCCUUGAUAUUCUGGCCCAGUGUCUUGAGCCUGUUUCUGAAUGUCAUACAGUACAGGACAGCAAAGAUUAAUUAUAAUUGCAGCAAGGAGUGCAGGAUUUAUGCCCAUAAAGACACAGGAAGAAAUAACAAAGUCCCGGGAGCAUAAUAUGUGUUAGCAUUUAACUUCAGCAAACUGUGCAAAGUCUUUUAAGGCUAUCAAAAUAUUCUUUAAUACUAACAGAAAAUUGACACUAGAGGAACAGGCAAAUAUUGCUGUGUGAGGAAGGAGCCUUGUUGAAUAACUGGAUUAACUGCUCUGUCACUGCAGUAAAAUAAAUGCAGUUCCUAUUUAUUCUAGAAGCUGUAUUGUUGUAUGGAAAUGUGAAGGUCAUAAAUGUUUUCCUUGCACAAGUACUUUGACUUGUUUCCUCCUUAUAUUUAAUGCAAAAAUACUAAUUUUAAACAUACAAACCACUGCCAGUGGCUUUUUAACAAAUCAUUGGUUAUUUCACUGUCAGCUGCUUCACUUUUAGAAAUCAUUAACUAUUUUAAUUGGUACUGACUUAAAUUUACAAAGUGCUCUAGAGUUAAGCAGCAGCAAGCAGCCUUUUUAAGCUAAAAUUAGGGGACAUGAUGGGUUUUUGAUAUUUUUUUGUAUGAAAGACAACUAGCAUGGCAACAAAAAAGACUGCAGCCUCCUGCAAAAGGAAACUAACUCAUUCUAAUAUGAAUUAGAUACAUCUGUACUGAGACAUUUUGCAUAAGUAUUUCCAUAAUGGUAAUUUUGGAGUUAUUUCUGUGGCAGGCCUAGAUCUGGGUAAUCUUUUCCUCUGAUACAAGUUGCUUUGCUGAAUGCAGCUGCUCAGAUGUUUUUCACCAGUGAGAUGGGUAAGGAUGGGGAAGAUUCAGCCUGUACAUUGCCUGGUUCUGCAGUUUAAAUUGCAGUUCCUCAUGGCCAGGGAACUUUUUUUCCCCCUGGUUUUGUGCAUUUUCUGCCCGUUUGCAAAUGGAUAAAGUAGCGGUUUUCUAGUCUUUACUGCAGCUGGUUAGAAGCGACAGCUUGGUUGGAAGAGCUCAGCAAUCCACAAGGGUAUGUGGGACCACUGAUCAGGAAUUAUAAUAACGCACCCAUCCCGUCGUUUUUGUGGCUUUAUUCUUGCAGUUUCCUUCACUAACUGGGAGCCGGAAUAAAUCUCAUGGCCCGAGAUGGGAGCGGGCCGGGGUGCGGAAUUCCAUGGGGUUUCCACUCUUAAAGGCCAGGACACGAAACACAUUGUAUUUGCUUGGAAUUUUGUACAAACGCUUGUCAUGGAAAUAAAGACGCUCUUCCCUUCCA
Messenger RNA from Oenanthe melanoleuca, 5942 nucleotides. RefSeq names its product niban apoptosis regulator 1 (gene NIBAN1). The record is from RefSeq and is a predicted model, not a curated record. The transcript has 14 exons. The coding region runs from base 143 to 3442 and encodes 1099 amino acids. Lineage: Eukaryota; Metazoa; Chordata; Aves; Passeriformes; Muscicapidae.